This is a messenger RNA of Erpetoichthys calabaricus (reedfish), 3558 nucleotides long. Its product is annotated as early growth response protein 1-B. The transcript is spliced from 2 exons. The record is from RefSeq and is a predicted model, not a curated record. Lineage: Eukaryota; Metazoa; Chordata; Cladistia; Polypteriformes; Polypteridae. The coding region runs from base 308 to 1753 and encodes 481 amino acids. Gene Ontology annotation, molecular function: DNA-binding transcription factor activity, RNA polymerase II-specific; RNA polymerase II cis-regulatory region sequence-specific DNA binding. Gene Ontology annotation, biological process: regulation of transcription by RNA polymerase II.
AUUGAUGUGGAUUCACAGCAACAGAUAACAGAUGAGGCAAACCCACCAGGAUUUUGGUUUCUUUCUUCCGAUUCAUUGGCGAAUCGUUUCUGGACAAGAAAAUCUUGAACUGUUUUCAGCGGAGUUUGCUUGCAACCGAAUUCAUCUUGGGGAAAUUACGACAGAAAGGGGGACCCGCUGAACCCAGAGCUGCAGACGGAUUGCUUUGUUUAUUUUGAAAACCUUAGUGUUUCUCGUUAAAAGACAAUUACUACAAAUAUACCUCGUGAAGCUGGAUUGACACGCUCGCGGAUUUCGGAGCGGCAACAUGCUCAACAAUAUGGAUUUAAACUCUCAGGACUCUUUCUUUUCACAGUACGACGACUGUUGUAAUCCCUCGCCAGGUGUUGAGACUUUGGGUCCGGAAAUAAAUCAAAAGCAUUUUACUGAAUCGCAGUCAGAAUCACCAGUUCAUUUCAAUCAAGGUACGCCAAUUGAGCCCAAAACUGAAACUUCCAAUUCGGAUUUUUUCUUUGAUCCGAGCGAAAACGCCGACUACAGAUUUCCAUCCUCUCUCAAUUACUCGGGCAGCUUCUACGUGGAAACGUCGUCCGGGGCCUCAUGCAGUGCCGAGACUUUGUUGAACAUGAUAUCUGAGAUUGUUGGCAUCUCCACUUUGCCUAUUUCAGAAAUGCAGCAGAGUCAGUCCGAGGCGGUGUUUUCCUCUUCUCACUCCCAGCUAGAGCAUGGUCAGGAUUUGCCUCCUAACUGCACCAGCGUCUCGGCGCUAUAUACUGAGAACCCGGUGUACUCCAGCUACGCCAACGUGCACGUCCCGGAGGCUGGGAUCGCUCCAGGUACCAAUGCUGCUCCUUCUCAGGAAGCAAACCGAAAGCUCAGCCAAGCACAGACUGACAUGCCAGCUUUCCCAGUGGUCGUGAAAAGUGAGCGUGACACCAGUGACUAUGAAUGGGACCCAUUUAAUAGUAAACCAGAAGGUUACGUGACUUCAGAGUACAACGAUUUGUUUGCAAUGACCGACGAUUGUUCUCCAUUGAACCAGCAGGUGGAUUCAAAAGAUUUCCUUGAUUCUCUCUCCACUGUUUGCCACACCAGCGAUUUAGCAACCAAACUGGAAGGGUCCGGCAUCCCGGAUUUGUGUUUUAUUGACAGGCAACAGACCUUUCACGGCCAGGUCAGCCCCAACUACCAGAUACAGAUGAUGGCUGGACUGAACAGCAUCAGCACUCCCACUCAAACCGUAGCGGUGCAAACUUUGGGCAGCCAGUGCACUUUAGACUAUGCUACGUCUAUGCUGGCCAAUGCCGUGGACUCGCUCCUGUACCCUCAGGUGACGCAGACCGCCUUUCUGAAAACGGGAUUGCGCCCUGAAAAGCCCAGCCGCUCGAGAAAAUGUCAGACUGGCUCAAACGGCCCCGCCAAGGAGAAGCCUUUCGCUUGCCCCAUGGAUAACUGUGAACGGCGCUUCUCCAGAUCAGACGAGCUCAACCGACACCUGCGCAUCCACACUGGACACAAGCCCUUUCAGUGCCGCAUCUGCUUAAGGAGCUUUAGCCGCAGUGACCACCUGACCACUCACACCAGGACUCACACCGGCGAGAAGCCCUUUUCCUGUGACGUGUGCGGCCGCAGGUUCGCCAGGAGCGACGAAAGGAAAAGACACGGCAGGGUCCACCUGAAACAAAAAGAAAAGUCGGAACUGAAACCCCAGCUCCUCACCGCCUGCUCUUUCUCUUUACCCCAAGGCUUUUAGGAGCACUUCAGGAGAGUCCGUCAGUUUCCGUCAUGGAAAGGAUUGUCGACAACAGGUUGGAGUUGGUAAACUGUGGGACCUGGCAGGUGAAGCCAGGCCUUUGGAGUUGUUAGGGCAGAUGCUGGCUCCGAAAAUAGCUGCAAAAUUGAAAAAAAAAGUACAGUGAAGGAAUGCAUCGUGAAAACAAGCAAGCAAAAUAUCCUCGAGGCGAGGUUACCGACUUUUGGCGUUGAGGAAAAUCUUAACAUCAGCUCAUGUACUCGUGUUUUUAAAUGUCUUAAAGAGCUCAUAGAAAAAAAAAAGCAAAACGUGAUAUAUGUGCACUGGCUAGAACUGAUCAAGCAACUCUUUUACUAAAACCUCAAGAUGUGCAUCAAUCAUAGCAGCUUCUCCACGGCUACACUCGGUGUCCUUAAUGUUCUUUUCUUCUUUCGAGAAAGUGAGACUCGUGUAGGCAACGAAUUAAACAUCGGCACAUUUCAGCACCUGCAACGCUGGACAGCUCCAAGCCUCAGCGCACUAAGACUAUCAGUAUAAAGACACGGGAGCAGAACAAAAGAACAUAAAAAAACAAACAAACAAAAAAAAAAAAAAAACAACAAAAAGAAACAAACAAAAAAAAAAAAAGAAUUGCACUUACUUGUGGCCUGUAAUAUGUGAAUUGCCUUUUCUGCUUUUGUUUAAAACACAUCAUUAAUGUUUAAAGGACGCUGAUUUUGCAUGUCAUUAUUUUAUGAAGUGAAACCAUAUUUGCUUUGAGUAGAAAAUAUGAUUUUCAGGUAUACAAACGUUAUUUAUGUAUAUGACAAAAGCCUAAUGUACUUUGAUUGUAUGUGAUUUCUUUUCACCUUUUACAAGGGUUGGUCUCUCUGCCAUAAAAAAGAAAAAAAAAUGCUUUGCUGAUUGCAGUUUUGUCAUUGAAAAAUAUGAUGUACUGAAAACAAAUCACUUGUGAACACUGAAAAAUAGUGGUCAAUAAAUGUUUCCCUAACAAAACAUCUUUAAAUUGCAUUUCUCUAACUGUACAACUUAUUGACUGACUGUAUAUUCAAAACAAUGCAUUUUCUGUUUGUUGACCAUUUUCAAUAUGCCCUAUGCAUAGAAGUUUAAAAAAAAUCAUCAGGCAAAUAUUUUUAUGUAAAAGGAUACUCAGUACAUUAAAGUAUCACCCUGGUAUAAAGGGGACAUGAUGGAAAAGUUAAUUUAUAUUUAAACAUACAGUUUUACAAUUUUGAAAGAGUGAAUGCUAAAAAUGGCAGUGCAAAUUAGUGUCUAAUUGAGGUAGCGCUACCUUAAAUGAUUUAUUAGUCAUUGUUAGUGAGACAUUUGCUCUAAAGCCACAUUUGUAAAAUAAAUAUUUUGAGUUUUACAUAUACAAAACAUUAUAUAUUAUAUAAAUAUAUAUAUAUUAGUUGUUUCAUGAAUAAGUUUUAAUAAAAUAGCACAUAAUGGUGCAAUGUAUAAUAAAAUAAUGUACCUCAAAAUAGUAUGUAAAAAGGUUAUUUCUACAGUUGAGCAAAGCAACAUUGAAAGCUGUAUAUUUAACACAUUCAAAAAUGAUUAUUAUGUACAGGUGCAAAAUGUAUUGUAUCAAAUAGAAAAACAAGCAGGAGUACUGUUACACAAUUUUGUAAAAAUGAAUAAAAAAAAGUAACUUAAAGUUGCCUUAAACUAUAUCACUUGUUAAAGUAUUAAAUUAUGUGUAUGUAAAUAUACCACCUCUUUUGUACAGAGUACUUUUUGAAUGACAAGUGGUUAUUUUUCUUACCAAUGUUUACAAAUAAAACUUUUGUUUUUAUUAUGUA